CUGCUGGUGUCGCCAUGGUGACGGGGUUGUUCCCGGGGAGGCUGUGAUCGGUUGACAGGUGUGUGACAAUCGGAGCUUUCUGCAAGCAUGUACGCCAAAGGCAAGAGUAACAGCGUACCGUCCGACAGCCAGGCCAGGGAGAAAUUAGCGCUGUAUGUAUAUGAAUACCUUCUACACGUGGGAGCACAGAAGUCAGCCCAGACAUUUCUGUCAGAGAUAAGAUGGGAAAAAAACAUUACAUUGGGUGAACCCCCAGGAUUUCUCCAUUCUUGGUGGUGUGUAUUUUGGGAUCUGUAUUGUGCUGCUCCAGAGAGACGGGAAACCUGUGAACAUUCAAGUGAAGCAAAAGCCUUUCAUGACUACAGUGCUGCGGCUGCGCCCAGUCCCGUACUAGGAAAUAUGCCCCCAGGGGAUGGAAUGCCAGUGGGCCCGGUUCCUCCUGGAUUCUUUCAGCCUUUCAUGUCUCCUCGUUAUCCAGGUGGUCCACGGCCCCCCUUAAGAAUACCUAAUCAGGGACUCGGGGGUGUUCCUGGAAGCCAGACGUUACUUCCCAGUGGGAUGGACCCUUCAAGACAGCAAGGUCAUCCAAAUAUGGGUGGGCCAAUGCAGAGAAUGAGCGGCCCCAGGGGAAUGGUUCCUCUUGGUCCACAGAGCUACGGAGGAGGAAUGCGACCACCUCUCAAUGCUCUUGGUGGUCCAGGAAUGCCUGGAAUGAACAUGGGACCUGGAGGUGGAAGACCGUGGCCCAACCCUGGCAAUGCUAAUUCAAUACCUUACUCAUCUGCAUCUCCUGGGAAUUAUGUAGGUCCUCCUGGUGGUGGUGGUCCGCCUGGCACACCUAUUAUGCCCAGCCCUGCAGAUUCUACAAACUCUGGAGACAAUAUGUACACAUUAAUGAAUGCAGUACCUCCUGGCGCCAGCAGACCUAAUUUUCCCAUGGGCCCUGGAUCAGAUGGUCCAAUGAGUGCAUUAGGGGGAAUGGAACCGCACCAUAUAAAUGGCUCAUUAGGCUCAGGGGACAUGGACAGUAUUUCCAAGAACUCUCCAAACAACAUGAGUCUGAGUAACCAGCCAGGCACGCCAAGAGAUGACGGUGAAAUGGGUGGAAAUUUCUUAAACCCCUUCCAGAGUGAAAGUGAAACGUUUGUGGUGCGGAGGGACAACAAAUAUUUCUAUUUAUAGGUAUUCCCCCAGCAUGACAAUGAGUGUGUGAUUCAUCAUCUUCUCUCAAUCUGAAGAACGCAGUGAGUUAGCCCUCUUCACAGAUCUGCCACCGAGGACAACUAUCCACCACCCGUACUGUUUAACUUAAGGAUCUUUUUUGUUGCCAUUUGCCCUGUUUGUGAAGAAGCGGGUCCAAACUCUAGCAACUGUCAAGAGUGGCAUAUGUAAGAUUUGCCCUAAGCCGAACUGCAACUUAUCAUCUGUACAUAUAUAUAUAAAUAUAUAUAUAAAUAUAUAUAUAUUCCCACAGGACAUUGUAAAAGGAUAUUAUCACAUGCCAUCUUAAGUAGCAAGACAUAGAGACUUUUGUUCCAUCAUAUUUGUUUUAUUUUUUUCACGUUUACAGUUUGAAUUCUAAAUUGUCGCAUUUUCUCUCUGAACUAUUUUGUGCUGUGUAUAUCACUGCUUAAUAAGUUAUUUUUUAAGGUAAACUCAAAUGUUGUUCUGGUUUUUGUAAAUGUCUGCAAUCAUGGAUAGGAAUAAAAUGCUUAUGAGUGCUUUUAUUAAAUUGCUUUUGAUACAAGUUAUCCUAUGAAUAACUGACUGAUGGGAUGGGGGAAAAAAUCAAAUAUGUCACUUGAGAGACUUGUGUAAAGGUGAAAUUUUGUAUAUAAAUCCUAAAAAAUUCAUGAAUGGCGCGGGACUUGAUUAUUUUAGUAUUUGCAAGACAAAAAAAAACUUUUUUUUUUUUUUUUUAAAUCCAUUGAAGUCAUUGAUAUGAGGAAUUUAGGAACAAGCCCAAAUAAACUGAGUUAUUUUCUAAAAAAUGAUGGUGUAAAACCCUGUACGAACCAUCAGUGAAAACAUAAGAUGCAAUUAAUAUGGAAACGUGUACAAGUUAUAUACAGAUGGCAGCCUACAGAUUAUCUCUAGUGAAUGGAUGUGGACAAUUUUUACAGUGAUGUUUUUCUGUAGGAUACAUACAAACUGGCAUUCACACACUUCUACGAAAAGCAUUAACACCACUGAAUUGGUAACCUAUUUGUAUUGCAUUUUCUGAUGUAUUAAUAAGGAGGUAUGUAAUAGAAGAGCUAUUAUACUUGGCUCUUUGGUAACUGUCUGUUUUAUCUUUGCUCUGUUGGGCAUGUUGGACUCAACAUUCAACCUCUCUGAUAAUAUCUGAUGCCUGUGUCCCCUGCUCCAUCUAUUGACCUCUGACUGUUGUGUCCUGCAGUGACGUAGGGGGCCAGAGGAUGGAACCACAGUGCAUGGUGGGGGAACACAGACAUCCAACACUCUUAGAAAUGUGCAAUGCUGAAGAGUCUGAUGGAGUCUACAAUGCUUGGACUAGUCAUAAGAUGUGGGCAUGGGCCACCAAAGAGUUAAAUGUAUUACCUCUUACAAUAAAGGGUUCUGCUUUGGAAGGUUAUUGGGGGCUUUAAAUUCAAUUCCAUCCAAAACUUUUUUUUUUUUUAAGUUUUGGCUAGCAAGGGGAAGGAUUAGAACUAUUGUGAUAUCAGGGAGUCCACUGGGGGAGAUUUUUUUCUCACGUAAUGUCCCAGUUUUAUCAGACAGGAAGUAUACAAUAAUCUACAACAGGGAUACCAGUAAAAACUAAUUCCAAUCCUUCCCCAUUCUAUUCAUAAUUAAAAAUAAAAAGUUUUGGCUGAGGAUACGCUUUAAAUGUGUUCAUCUGCAGUUUAUCAAACUUGUAUAGUAAAUCCUAUAUUUUGCGAGUGCCUUUCAUAUGCCCUGUUGAACGCACAUUCUUUAUUGGCAAGGUAAGUGCAAUAAAAUCUAACAAACCACAUACUGUAGAUAUGUGUGAAAUGAACAGCAGUGUGCAAGUAUCCUUACAUGAAUUAGUCUGUUGUGUUCUCAUGAUAGUAAUGUGUGUAUAGAGUCUGUCUGUCUCUAGUGACAGCUGGCUAUAGACCUUAUACGGCCAUUUGAAGCAAUGCAACUAAAAAUGUUUUUCUAAAAACAAAUAUACAUUACAUGUACCCAUAUGCUUCUAUUUUACAAAUGUGCAUGUAUCAAUCCUUCUCCCCCAUGCCUAAAAAAACAAGCUAUACAUAUUACCCCUACCAGAGAUCUGAAUGAACAUCGUGGUCUGUGCCCAAUCCUGGCAAAAUUGUUAGGUCGCAGUGGCACUGACAUUCAAUUGCUGUACAUGGGAAAAGUAUAAUGAUGUGUAUGCUCCACCACAUGUAAAGAAAACACCAGUGUGACACUGAUCAUUUAAUUGCAGAAUGAACUUAUAUUUCACUGGAAACGGUCCAGGUAUUUUUAAAUGCAGAAAAUAAUUUGUAAGCUCAGUAAGGGUUGAUUUUGAUUUUGCUUUUGCCUGUUCCUACAGCAAUUUCUAAAAUUUGACACGGGAUGUUGCAAUGUCAAAGUAAAGUGUUAAAAAAA
Rana temporaria (common frog) is the source of this 3579-nucleotide messenger RNA. It is a transcript of the gene SSBP2, whose product is annotated as single stranded DNA binding protein 2. The record is from RefSeq and is a predicted model, not a curated record. Gene Ontology annotation, molecular function: single-stranded DNA binding; protein binding. Lineage: Eukaryota; Metazoa; Chordata; Amphibia; Anura; Ranidae. Gene Ontology annotation, cellular component: nucleus. The transcript is spliced from 18 exons. Bases 88 to 1182 code for a protein of 364 amino acids. Gene Ontology annotation, biological process: positive regulation of transcription by RNA polymerase II.